AUGAAAAGAACACUAAAAAGAAAACCCAGCCUAGGGUUUGUCUUUGUUUUAACGUUUAUACUUAUGAUUACAAAGAAGCUGGUUCAAGUAGAUUGGGCGAAGUCAAAGAAUUACUCCAAUCUAGAAGAAGAGUUGCCGUCGACCGAAAACCCUGUUUUUGCUCCGAAAAGUAAUUCAAUAUACUUUCAUGAUACUUCGCACAUUGGUGGUCUAACUCCACGACAAGCUUGUUCGGUAGAAUCAGCAGCCAGGGUACACCCUCGACAAGAUGUCUAUGUACUAUUCAGCUCGCCAGUUGCCGAAGACACGCUGAAGGCAAGCUGCCUUGCGAAACUCCGCGAAUUCCCCAACGUCAAGUUCCUGAGAAUCAACAUUUCUGAAUAUUCCAAAGGGACAGCCGUGCAGUCUAUACUAAACAAUUUAAAAGGAAGCAUAUUUCGUAUGCAGUACGCUGCAGAUAUGCUGAAAAUAUUGACGCUUUAUAAAUGGGGUGGUAUAUGUGUCGAAACUGACAUGAUUAUGAUAAAAUCUUUGCAGAACUUGCCACCGAACUGGAUUGUGCAACAGUACGAUACGUAUGUGGCGACUGGAAUUAUGUCGUUUGCCGCAAAUGAAGUUGGACGGAAUAUAACAAAAGCUAUACUAGAGGAAAUAAAGAAAACCUACAAACCUAACGAGUCGUACAGUACCGGUGAGAUACCUAUUAGAAGAGCGAUUCAACGAAUUUGCCCAAAAAGGAUACAUUGGGACACCUGUGUAGAUAUUGGAAUCCUGCCGUACGAGAAGUUUUUCCCGAUUAGAAACAUUUUGUGGUCACGUGAAUUUAAAAUAGCGACCUAUCAACCAAAUUACUCGUUUCGAAUAUGGAAUGCUCUUAGUGAUAUUAUGUAUAACUAUGAUGAGCAUUAUAUGUAUCAAAACAACGAGGCUCUGGCUAAAAAAUAUUGUCCUUCAAUUUAUCUAUUGUACCGCGAUGAACUUAACUUGUAA
Molecule: messenger RNA, 990 nt
Organism: Helicoverpa zea (corn earworm)
Lineage: Eukaryota; Metazoa; Arthropoda; Insecta; Lepidoptera; Noctuidae
Product: lactosylceramide 4-alpha-galactosyltransferase-like
Exons: 3
Coding region: 1-990 (329 amino acids)
Biological process (GO): glycosphingolipid biosynthetic process
Molecular function (GO): hexosyltransferase activity
Source: RefSeq, a predicted model, not a curated record